UAGGCUGAAGCACCAGCAGCUUUCCCCUGCACUCUGGGGCUCAACUCUCCUGCUAGCUUCAGCUUCUCUUUUUAUUAUUUCUCCCUCCUCUUUUCAUUCUCCCCCCCGCCCCGCGCGCCGCUUUGCUCCUCUCUUCCGCCCCCCCCGCCUCUUUUUCACUUCUCCUCUAGUUUGCACUCUUCUCCUUCUCUCUUUUUCUCUUUCUUUUUUAUAAAUCAUCUCCCAUCUCCUUUCCAAAGUCCUUAUUCCUCCCCCCCAGCCCCCGCCUACACUGAGUGGAAAAAUACCCUGCUUGACAAAGACCUAAACGGCCCCCUCCCCGCAGGGGAAAAAACACAACACCCGCCAACUUACAACAAGCCCGAGAAUCCAGCCCAGAUGCAUCCCAAAUGAGAAAAAAGAAGCGAUGGAACUUCACAUUUUAGAGCACCGGUUGAAAGUGGCUAGUGUGGCCAAGGAGAGCAUCCAGUUGUUUACCUAUGGGCUCAUCAAGCUGGCGUUCCUGUCCUCCAAGACCAGGUGCAGGUUCUUCAGCCUGACGGAAACCCCCGAGGACUACACCAUCAUCGUGGACGAAGAAGGCUUCCUCGAGCUCCCUUCGUCGGAACACCUGAGCGUGGCGGAUGCAACGUGGCUGGCCCUCAACGUGGUCUUGGGCGGAGGCAGCUUUUCCAGCUCCCAGCCCAUCGGUGUGACGAAGAUCGCCAAGUCAGUGAUCGCUCCGCUGGCUGAUCAAAACAUCUCCGUAUUCAUGCUCUCCACCUACCAGACGGACUUCAUCCUGGUGCGCGAGCGGGACCUGCCCUUCGUGAUGCAUGCGCUCGCAGCGGAGUUCACCAUCCUCAGGGUCGUGAAUGGGGAGACGGUAGCUGCAGACAGUCUUGGGAUCACAAACGGGUUUAUGAAGCCGAAACUGGUUCCGAGACCCGUGAUCCACCCCCUUUCCAGUCCAAGUAACAUGUUCUGCGUCACCAGCCUCGAUCCAGACACCCUUCCCUCGGUGACUACAGUCCUUAUGGAUGUCAUGUUUUACUCCAAUGGAGUAAAAGAUUCUGUGGCAGGCAAUGAAGACGCCGGAUACAUUCGUUUUUUCUCAUUUUCUCUCAUUGAGGGCUACAUUUCUUUAGUGAUGGAUGUGCAGACGCAGAAAAGGUUCCCUAAUAACUUGUUGUUUACAAGCGCAUCGGGGGAACUCUGGAAGAUGGUUCGGAUUGGAGGGCAGCCCCUUGGCUUUGAUGAAUGUGGAAUUGUCGCUCAGAUUUCUGAGCCUCUGGCGGCUGCUGACGUCCCUGCCUAUUACAUCAGUACGUUUAAGUUUGAUCAUGCACUGGUACCGGAAGAAAAUAUCAACGGUGUUAUCAAUGCACUCCAAGUCAGUCAAGCUGAAAAACAUUAGAAACCCUUCGGAGCAGGACCUGGGCAUAUUUUACCGCUUUUUGUUUUGUUUUCAGUAUUUUCUCAAGGGAUUAAAGAAGUUUUGUUUCA
Messenger RNA from Hemicordylus capensis (graceful crag lizard), 1485 nucleotides. Its product is annotated as cytosolic arginine sensor for mTORC1 subunit 2. The coding region runs from base 407 to 1396 and encodes 329 amino acids. Lineage: Eukaryota; Metazoa; Chordata; Lepidosauria; Squamata; Cordylidae. The record is from RefSeq and is a predicted model, not a curated record. The transcript is spliced from 9 exons. Gene Ontology annotation, biological process: cellular response to L-arginine; negative regulation of TORC1 signaling. Gene Ontology annotation, cellular component: cytosol.